UUUGAAGGAAGUAUUGAAAAAGUAUGAUAUAGAUGGAAAUGGUAUAGCAAUGAUCAGACAAUUUCCAUCGGUGACCUACAAACUCGAAGACGAAGAAGAGGAGUUACAACAAUGUAUAAAGGAAAUAAAACGCAGGUUGGGAAAUAUGGGAACUUUACUUGCUGAUAGUAAUGAAGCUAUGCGUUAUGAAUAUAUUUCCGCUAUUCUCCAUGCUUCGCUUUAUAUUGUCAAAGAAUAA
Messenger RNA from Funneliformis caledonium, 238 nucleotides. The record is from the annotation of a GenBank genome assembly. Lineage: Eukaryota; Fungi; Glomeromycota; Glomeromycetes; Glomerales; Glomeraceae.